This is a messenger RNA of Penicillium subrubescens, 1014 nucleotides long. RefSeq names its product aromatic alcohol reductase. The transcript is spliced from 2 exons. Bases 1 to 1014 code for a protein of 337 amino acids. Lineage: Eukaryota; Fungi; Ascomycota; Eurotiomycetes; Eurotiales; Aspergillaceae. Gene Ontology annotation, molecular function: oxidoreductase activity. The record is from RefSeq and is a predicted model, not a curated record.
AUGCCCAAGUACGCCAAAAACCAGUCCGUCAACUUCAAAAACGCAAUCGAAAGGGUCGCUCUUGUCGGCGCUGGAGGUACCAUCGGAUCGCAUAUUGCGAACGCCCUGCUAGAGACUGGAAGACACACAGUCACGGCUAUUUCCCGCAAAGGCAGUGGCAACAAACUUCCCGAGGGCGUCCGAGUCGCCUCAGUCGACUACGAUGAUGAGGCCACCCUUGUUGCUGCCCUCAAGGGUCAACAAUUCUUGAUCAUUACAAUGGCUCCUACCGCGCCCCGGGACACCCACAGCAAGCUUGUCCAGGCAGCCGACAAGGCCGGUAUCGACUACGUUAUGCCUAAUGGGUAUGGCCUUGACAUUGACGACAUCAAACUUGGCGAAGACACAAUGCUGGGGCCCGUAGCCAAGGCCAACAGGGACGAGAUUGAGAGGCUCGGCAUGAAGUGGAUUACAGUGUGCUGUGGGUUCUGGUACGACUACAGCUUGGCCGGCGGGGAUGCGCGAUUUGGGUUCGAUUUUGAUAAGCGUUCCCUGACAAUCUAUGAUGAUGGUAACGUCAAGAUCUCGACGUCGACGUUGUCGCAGGUCGGGCGCGCUGUGGCCAAAGUCCUGAGCCUCAAUGAGCUUCCCAAGGAUGAAAACGAUAAAAGCCUUACUCUGUCCACUUUCUUCAACAAAGGCGUAUAUCUGAAAAGCUUUGUGGUCAGCCAAAAUGACAUGUUUGAGAGCGUCAAGCGUGUCACUGAUACCACCGACGCAGACUGGACGAUCACCCACGAGGAUACCAAACAGCGAUACAAGGAUGGUCUGGAGCAAGUGAAAGUGGGUAACAUGGCUGGUUUUGGCAAGAUGCUGUACGCAAGGGGGUUUUACCCGGAUGCUUCCAAUGAUCUCACAGCCAAGACGCAGAAUGAGCUGCUUGGAUUGCCCGAGGAGAGCCUAGAUGAGUCUACCGAGAUUGGGAUAAAUCUGGUCAAGGAGCUGCAGCUUCGUGUUGAGCGUAUGGCAUCCUAG